Mucor mucedo is the source of this 1425-nucleotide messenger RNA. Its product is annotated as maintenance of mitochondrial structure and function-domain-containing protein. Gene Ontology annotation, biological process: proteasome-mediated ubiquitin-dependent protein catabolic process. The transcript is spliced from 6 exons. Gene Ontology annotation, cellular component: proteasome regulatory particle; proteasome complex. Lineage: Eukaryota; Fungi; Mucoromycota; Mucoromycetes; Mucorales; Mucoraceae. The coding region runs from base 68 to 1297 and encodes 409 amino acids. Gene Ontology annotation, molecular function: metallopeptidase activity; protein binding. The record is from RefSeq and is a predicted model, not a curated record.
GAAAAGGCCCCAUUUGUUACUUUCUUUUUUCUUUUUAAGCAAAAAAAUCUAAAAAAAAAAAAGUAUUAUGCCUUCUACCACAACAGUACAGCCUUCCAUCACAGCUCACGUUCAUCCUCUUGUCUUACUUUCAGCAACAGAUCACUAUAACCGUGUUGCUAAGGAUACAAAGAAGCGUGUCAUCGGUGUUUUGCUUGGUCAAAAUAAGGGCAAGACAGUCAAUGUUUCAAACAGUUUUGCAGUCCCAUUCGAGGAAGAUGAAAAGGAUCCUUCAGUAUGGUUCUUAGAUCACAAUUAUGUUGAAGCCAUGAACGAUAUGUUUAAGAAAGUCAAUGCAAAGGAAAAGUUGAUUGGUUGGUAUCAUAGUGGACCCAAGCUUCGUUCUUCAGAUUUAGAAAUCAACGAGCUCUUCAAGAGAUACACACCCAACCCCGUACUUGUCAUUAUCGAUGUCAAGCCUAAUGAUGCUGAGAUACCCACUGACGCCUAUUUUGCUAUUGAAGAGAUCAAGGACGAUGGUACUACCACAACAAAGACGUUUAUGCAUGUUCCAUCAGAGAUUGUUGCAGAAGAGGCAGAAGAAAUUGGUGUUGAACAUUUAUUGAGAGAUAUCAAGGACAAUGCAGUUGGAACAUUAUCUACUCGUAUCACCUCUCAAUUAGGAUCACUUGGUGGAUUACAAGGCCGUCUUGAGGAAAUUCGUGAUUAUCUUCAAAAAGUCGUUAGUGGUAAAUUACCCGUGAAUCAUCAAAUCAUUUACAACCUUCAGGAUAUGUUCAACUUGCUCCCCAACUUGGAAAAUCAUGAGAUGGUCAAUUCAUUCAGCACAAAGACAAACGAUCAAUUAUUAUUAAUUUACUUGUCAAGUAUGAUUCGUUCCGUCAUCGCCCUUCACAACUUGAUCGACAACAAGAUUGAUAACCUCAAGAGCGAAACUGCUUUGGAGUCCUCUGAGGAAAAGGAAAUUAAAAUGGCCCCUACUGUCAAGUCCAAGAAGAACGCCGAGUCCAUCAACUCUCGUCUCCAACUCGUCACCAAGUCUGGCAAGUAUACUCUUGGUUACAAGACUACCUUGAAGACUGUCCGUCAAGGAAAGGCCAAGUUGAUCAUCAUUGCUGGUAACUGUCCUCCUCUCCGUAAGUCCGAGAUCGAGUACUACGCCAUGUUGUCCAAGACUGGUGUUCACCACUACAACGGUAACAACAUCGAUCUUGGUACCGCUUGUGGUAAGCUUUUCCGUACCAGUGUUCUCUCCAUCACUGAUGCCGGUGAUUCCGAUAUCUUGAGUGCCCAAUAAAGUGUUCAGCUUCUUUUGUUAAAAUUGCUUGAUGUUAUGAUAUUUAUCAAACUUCAAGCACUUUGAAAGAAAUUUGCCCACUUGUAUUUUUUUAAAUAAAAUCUCAUUGUUUAUUUGAAAAAAAAAAA